Malassezia globosa CBS 7966 is the source of this 651-nucleotide messenger RNA. RefSeq lists its product as uncharacterized. The transcript has 2 exons. Gene Ontology annotation, cellular component: nucleus; cytoplasm. The record is from RefSeq and is a predicted model, not a curated record. Bases 1 to 651 code for a protein of 216 amino acids. Lineage: Eukaryota; Fungi; Basidiomycota; Malasseziomycetes; Malasseziales; Malasseziaceae. Gene Ontology annotation, biological process: proteasome assembly.
AUGUUGUCUUGUCGCUGCCUGCUGCGCGAAGCAAUGACUGACGAACGCGAAAAAAAAAAAAUUGUUGUACAUCGCGCGUCUGUGCUUAUGACGAUAAAGCGAGACCACGUGGCAUUCUCGCUCAAAGCUGACGACGCGUCAACUUGCGACAGGCAGUUGCAAGUGACGAAGACCCCUUUCCUCUCAACAAAGCCCAGAUUCAUCCGUCGCUGUCUUAUUUGUGGGGAAGCCAUGCCAUCAGAAAGUCGGCCAUCUAUGGCCAUUGUGCCGCCUGCGCACCUUCCACGCACACAGACAGAUGCACAUUCGACUUUGCAUCCAGAGACGGGAGUGCAUGAUGCCAUGCGGCAUGGAUUGCGGAGUAUGCGUGACGAAACGGCUGCCUCUGCAUUUCAUCCAAUUCAGCAUCGUCUUGAAAACUGGGAUGAGACGCAAAGAAACUGGAAAAUGACUAUGAACAGGAACACGUUCGGUAUGGGCAUGCCGAUGCGCAUGAUGAUGGAACGCAAGUUUGUGUCGAGUAUCCCACCCAUGCCUGGUCGUCGUGUCGCGAAUCUGCAUUUAGAUGUACUUGAUGGACGUGACGAAGCCAUUGAACCGGUUGACUUUCUACCCUGUACGUGUGACGAGUACUUGGAUGAUAAGCACUAA